AUGUUUAGCAUCUAUCUUUUCAGCACCAUGGAAAUUAAUUCUCCUGACCUAUCUAGUGAACUAGAUUUGAUUAAAAAACCUCUACAUCAAGAAAAAGACCUCAGAUACAAAGGGAAAAUUAUAAGUGAAACAGAAUUAGAAGCAUACUUCUUGCAAACUUUUAGAGAGGCAAACUAUGCAAGUAGUACCAGAAUUCCUCUCCCUGGUGACGGACCAACUAUUCAGUCAAACAGUUCAGCACCAUCCAAGCAAACUGUUCUAUCUUGGCAAGCUGCAAUUGAUGCUGCUAGACAAGCCAAGGCUGCCCAAACUAUGAGCACCACCACAGCCCAACCUGUAGGAUCUCUGUCCCAAAGAAAACGCCAGCAAUAUGCCAAGAGCAAAAAACAGGGUAAUACAUCUAACAGUCGGCCACCCCGUGCCCUUUUCUGUUUAUCCCUCAAUAACCCAAUACGAAGAGCCUGCAUUAGUCUAGUAGAAUGGAAACCAUUUGACAUAUUUAUACUACUGGCUAUUUUUGCCAAUUGUGUGGCCUUAGCUGUUUACAUCCCAUUCCCAGAAGAUGAUUCUAAUUCAACUAAUCAUAACUUGGAAAAAGUAGAAUAUGCCUUCCUGAUUAUUUUUACAAUUGAAACAUUUUUGAAGAUUAUAGCAUAUGGAUUAUUAUUACACCCCAAUGCAUACGUUAGAAAUGGAUGGAAUUUACUGGAUUUUGUAAUAGUAGUAGUAGGAUUGUUUAGUGUAAUUUUGGAACAAUUAACCAAAGAAACAGAAGGAGGUAGCCACUCAGGUGGCAAACCAGGUGGCUUUGAUGUCAAAGCCCUAAGAGCCUUUCGUGUGUUGCGACCUCUCCGGCUUGUAUCAGGAGUGCCCAGUUUACAAGUUGUCCUGAACUCCAUUAUAAAAGCCAUGGUUCCCCUGCUCCAUAUUGCCCUUUUGGUAUUGUUUGUAAUCAUAAUCUAUGCUAUUAUAGGAUUGGAACUUUUUAUUGGAAAAAUGCACAAAUCAUGUUUUCUUGUUGAUUCAGAUAUAUUAGUUGAAGAUGAUCCAGCACCUUGUGCAUUCUCAGGGAAUGGACGUCAGUGUGCCAUAAAUGGCACCGAAUGUAGGGGCGGCUGGGUCGGACCAAAUGGAGGCAUAACCAACUUUGACAAUUUUGCCUUUGCGAUGUUAACUGUGUUCCAGUGUAUAACCAUGGAAGGAUGGACUGAUGUGUUGUACUGGAUGAAUGAUGCUAUGGGAUUUGAAUUGCCAUGGGUGUAUUUUGUCAGUCUCGUCAUCUUUGGGUCAUUUUUCGUACUAAAUCUUGUUCUUGGUGUAUUGAGCGGGGAAUUUUCCAAGGAAAGAGAAAAAGCCAAAGCCCGAGGGGACUUUCAGAAGCUGCGUGAAAAGCAGCAGCUUGAAGAGGAUCUGAAGGGAUAUUUAGAUUGGAUUACACAGGCAGAAGACAUUGACCCUGAGAAUGAGGAGGAGGGUGAUGAAGAAGGCAAACGGAACACAAGCAUGCCGACAAGUGAAACUGAAUCUGUGAACACUGAGAAUGUCAGCGGAGAAGGAGAGAGCCCAGCAUGCUGUGGCAGUCUGUGUCAAACUAUCUCAAAAUCCAAGUUCAGUCGACGCUGGCGUCGCUGGAACCGAUUCAAUCGAAGAAAAUGUAGAGCUGCAGUAAAAUCUGUCUCGUUUUAUUGGCUCGUUAUUGUCUUGGUCUUUCUGAACACAUUAACUAUCUCUUCUGAGCAUUACAAUCAACCUGACUGGCUGACACAGAUCCAAGAUACUGCAAACAAAGUACUUCUGGCAUUAUUCACCUGUGAAAUGUUAAUAAAGAUGUACAGCUUGGGCCUACAGGCUUAUUUUGUAUCCCUCUUUAACCGUUUUGAUUGCUUCGUCGUUUGUGGUGGCAUUGUUGAAACCAUACUGGUGGAGUUGGAAAUUAUGUCACCCCUGGGAAUCUCAGUGUUUCGUUGUGUUCGUCUUCUACGUAUUUUUAAAGUGACAAGGCACUGGACAUCCCUGAGCAACUUGGUAGCAUCCUUGUUAAACUCAAUGAAGUCCAUUGCUUCACUGUUGCUUCUGCUUUUCCUCUUCAUCAUAAUCUUCUCAUUGCUUGGAAUGCAGCUGUUUGGAGGCAAAUUUAAUUUUGAUGAAACUCAAACAAAACGGAGCACCUUCGAUAAUUUUCCACAAGCUCUUUUAACUGUAUUCCAGAUUCUAACAGGUGAAGACUGGAAUGCUGUGAUGUAUGAUGGGAUUAUGGCAUAUGGUGGCCCAUCGUCAUCAGGAAUGGUCGUCUGUAUAUACUUCAUUAUCCUCUUCAUCUGUGGUAACUAUAUCUUGCUAAAUGUCUUUUUGGCCAUUGCUGUGGAUAACUUGGCAGAUGCGGAAAGCCUGAAUACAGCUCAGAAAGAAGAAGCAGAAGAAAAGCAGAGGAAAAAGAAUGCCAGAAAAGAGAGUCUGGAAAAUAAAAAAGGUGACAAAUCAGAAGGUGACCAAAAGAAGGCCAAGGAUAAUAAGGUUACAAUUGCUGAAUAUCGAGAAGGAGAAGAUGAGGACAAAGACCCCUAUCCACCUUGUGAUGUACCAGUAGGUGAAGAUGAGGAAGACGAGGAAGAUGAACCAGAGGUACCAGUUGGCCCACGUCCCAGAAGAAUAUCUGAACUAAAUAUGAAGGAGAAGAUAACACCGAUUCCUGAAGGGAGUGCCUUCUUCCUUUUCAGCAGUACCAACCCAAUUCGAGUGGGAUGCCACAGGCUGAUCAACCACCACAUCUUUACAAACCUCAUCCUUGUCUUCAUCAUGCUCAGCAGUGUUUCCCUAGCGGCGGAAGACCCAAUUCGCAGUCACUCUUUUCGAAAUAACAUACUUGGUUACUUUGACUAUGCUUUCACAGCCAUCUUUACUGUUGAAAUCCUGUUAAAGAUGACAGCUUUUGGAGCAUUCCUUCACAAAGGAUCUUUCUGCAGGAAUUAUUUCAAUUUGCUGGACUUGCUAGUUGUGGGUGUUUCUCUGGUGUCGUUUGGGAUUCAAUCAAGUGCUAUCUCAGUUGUGAAGAUUCUGAGAGUUUUAAGAGUCUUGAGGCCUCUAAGGGCAAUAAACAGAGCAAAAGGACUUAAGCAUGUUGUUCAGUGUGUCUUUGUUGCUAUUAGAACUAUUGGUAAUAUCAUGAUUGUCACAACUCUGCUCCAGUUCAUGUUCGCCUGUAUUGGUGUACAGCUUUUUAAGGGAAAAUUUUAUCGGUGCACUGACGAAGCGAAACAGAAUCCUGAGGAUUGCCGGGGAAUAUUCAUUGUUUAUAAAGAUGGAGAUGUUGAUAACCCAAUGGUCAGAGAAAGGGUUUGGCAAAACAGUGAUUUCAACUUCGACAAUGUUCUGUCUGCUAUGAUGGCCCUUUUUACUGUUUCUACCUUUGAAGGCUGGCCUGCGCUGCUAUACAAAGCAAUAGACUCAAAUGCAGAGAAUAUAGGCCCUGUAUACAACUACAGAGUGGAGAUUUCCAUCUUCUUCAUCAUCUACAUCAUCAUCAUUGCCUUCUUUAUGAUGAACAUAUUUGUUGGUUUUGUCAUUGUUACAUUCCAAGAACAGGGAGAACAAGAGUAUAAGAACUGUGAGCUGGACAAAAAUCAGCGUCAGUGUGUGGAAUAUGCCUUGAAGGCACGCCCUCUGCGUAGAUACAUUCCAAAAAAUCCAUACCAAUACAAGUUCUGGUAUAUGGUGAACUCCACUGGAUUUGAGUACAUCAUGUUUGUCCUCAUCAUGCUGAACACGCUUUGCUUGGCCAUGCAGCACUACGGACAGUCUAAGCUGUUUAAUGAUGCAAUGGACAUUCUGAAUAUGGUUUUCACAGGCGUAUUCACUGUUGAGAUGGUUUUGAAACUCAUUGCAUUCAAACCCAAGGGCUAUUUUAGUGAUGCCUGGAAUGCGUUUGACUCCCUCAUCGUUAUUGGCAGCAUAGUAGACGUCGUUCUCAGUGAAGCCGAUAACUCUGAAGACAGCGCUAGAAUCUCCAUCACUUUUUUCCGUCUCUUCCGAGUGAUGCGAUUGGUGAAGCUUCUCAGCAGGGGUGAAGGAAUCAGAACAUUGUUGUGGACAUUUAUUAAGUCAUUUCAGGCUCUGCCAUAUGUUGCUCUUCUGAUAGCUAUGCUGUUUUUCAUCUAUGCUGUUAUCGGAAUGCAGGUAUUUGGUAAAGUUGCCAUGAGGGACAAUAAUCAAAUUAACAGAAACAACAAUUUUCAGACUUUUCCCCAAGCAGUCCUGCUUCUGUUCAGGUGUGCAACUGGAGAAGCGUGGCAGGAAAUCAUGCUGGCUUGUUUGCCUGGAAAACGCUGUGAUCCAGAAUCUGAUUAUAGUCCAGGGGAAGAAUUCACAUGUGGAAGCAACUUUUCAAUUAUUUAUUUCAUCAGUUUUUACAUGCUUUGUGCAUUUUUGAUUAUCAAUCUGUUUGUGGCUGUCAUCAUGGACAACUUUGAUUAUUUGACACGUGACUGGUCUAUUCUGGGUCCACAUCAUUUGGAUGAAUUCAAAAGAAUAUGGUCAGAAUAUGAUCCUGAAGCAAAGGGAAGAAUAAAGCAUCUUGAUGUAGUUACGUUACUGCGACGCAUUCAGCCUCCCCUUGGUUUUGGCAAAUUAUGCCCCCACAGAGUGGCGUGCAAGAGGUUAGUAGCCAUGAACAUGCCACUGAACAGUGACGGAACAGUCAUGUUCAAUGCUACAUUAUUUGCCUUGGUUAGAACUGCACUGAAGAUCAAAACAGAAGGUAACCUAGAACAGGCAAAUGAAGAACUUAGAGCAGUUAUAAAGAAAAUCUGGAAGAAAACCAGCAUGAAGCUCCUUGAUCAAGUUGUCCCUCCAGCUGGCGAUGAUGAGGUAACCGUGGGGAAGUUCUAUGCCACCUUCCUGAUACAGGACUACUUUAGGAAAUUCAAGAAACGCAAAGAACAAGGACUGGUGGGGAAAUAUCCGGCGAAGAACACCACAAUCGCUCUACAGGCAGGACUAAGAACUCUUCAUGACAUUGGCCCUGAAAUUCGUCGAGCUAUAUCCUGUGACUUGCAAGAUGAUGAACCUGAAGAAAAUAAUCAUGAGGAAGAGGAAGACAUAUAUAAAAGGAAUGGUGCCCUGUUUGGAAACCAUAUAAAUCAUGUUAGCAGUGAUAGGAGAGAUUCGUUUCAACAAAUCAAUACCACACACCGUCCCCUGCAUGUCCAACGGCCUUCAAUUCCAUCUGCAAGUGAUACUGAGAAAAAUAUGUACCACCAGGCCUCAAAUUCUGUAUUCCAUAACCAUCAUAAUCACAACUCAAUAGGAAAGCAUGUUCCAAACUCAACAAAUGCCAAUCUCAAUAAUGCCAAUAUGUCCAAAGUUGCUAAUGGAAGGCACCCAAACAUUGGAAAUCAUGAACAUAGGUCCGAAAAUGGAUACCAUUCAUACUCCAGAGCUGAUCAUGACAGGCAUAGAAGAUCAAACAGUAAGAGAACACGCUAUUAUGAAACGUACAUUAGGUCAGACUCUGGUGAUGGGCAUCUACCAACUAUUUGCCGUGAAGAUCAUGAAGUUCGGGAUUACUGCAAUGAUGAUCAUUAUAUGGGAGAGCAGGAAUAUUUUAGCGGAGAAGAGUAUUAUGAAGAAGACUAUAUGUUGUCAGGAAGCAGGCAUACGUAUGAUUAUCACAACAGAUAUCACUGCAAUGACUUAGAUUUUGAGCGGCCAAAAGGUUACCAUCACCCACAUGGGUUUUUUGAGGAAGAUGAUUCACAGAUCUGUUAUGAUUCAAAAAGAUCUCCUAGGAGACGGUUGCUACCUCCAACACCUACAUCAAAUCGCCGCUCUUCCUUCAACUUUGAAUGCCUCCGCAGACAAAGCAGUCAAGAUGAGAUACCUCUCUCUCCUACUUUCCACCACCGCACUGCUUUACCGCUGCAUUUAAUGCAACAACAGGUCAUGGCAGUUGCAGGUCUUGAUUCCAGUAAAGCUCACAAACAUUCACCAAGUCGUUCAACACGUUCCUGGGCCACCCCACCAGCCACCCCACCCAACCGGGACCGUACUCCAUAUUAUACACCUCUAAUCCAAGUUGACAGGGCUGAAUCUACAGAGCAGAUGAAUGGCAGCCUACCUUCUUUGAACAGGAGCUCCUGGUAUACAGAUGACCCUGAUAUUUCCUACCGAACAUUCACACCAGCCAAUCUAACUGUACCUAAUGACUUUAGGCAUAAACAUAGUGACAAACAGAGAAGUGCAGACAGUUUGGUAGAAGCGGUACUUAUAUCUGAAGGUCUAGGGCGAUAUGCAAAGGACCCUAAAUUUGUUUCAGCUACUAAACAUGAGAUUGCUGAUGCUUGUGACAUGACUAUUGAUGAGAUGGAAAGCGCAGCAAGUAACCUUCUCAAUGGAAAUAUUAGCAAUGGGACCAAUGGGGAUAUGUUCCCCAUUUUAAGCAGGCAAGAUUAUGAACUUCAAGACUUUGGUCCUGGUUAUAGUGAUGAAGAACCAGACACUGGUAGAUAUGAAGAAGACUUAGCUGAUGAAAUGAUAUGCAUUACAACCUUAUAGUAUUUAGCAAGAAACAAAUAAAUAAUUUUUAAUAACAGAAAAAGUGCCUCAUAUUUCAAAGAUGAUAGGCACUAGUUGGAAUUAAUAACUAAUCAAGCUUUGUACAAGUGAUGUCACACCUUAAGGAAGCCAUAAUUUAUUUAUCAGUAAGUGUCUCCAGGUUGUUGAAAUGUGAUCAAAGCUGUAGUACGUCAAGUCCUUUAUCACAGAAUCUUCAUUUCCUCAGUAGGAAUAGAGUUAUGUAAAACCAAGCCGAUUCUGAAGAUCCCAUUUCCAGAGGACUAGAGAAGAGUUCUGAGGUGUAAUAUCUUGCCUGUCUUUCAAACUUGUGCUGCUGUCAUUCAUAGUGAAGCAGGGGUUUCUAAAUGAAAAAUGUGUGUAGGUCCAGCACAAAAAUAUGUGGUGAAGACCACUAUGUGAGACAGGUGAUGGCAAUCAAAAGUGUCAUUACCUCAGCAUUCAAUAGCAUAUCAAAUGUUCACUGCAUUCAGCAUAUCCAUUCUAAUAUUGUUUUCAAACUUGCCUCCUGAUUUAUUUUUCUUAACGCUCUUCUAAAAUAUGUCAAACUCUACCUACCAGAAAUCAUUGGAAAAAAGAACCUAAAAACAUUUCUGUCAUAUGUAACAUUAGUUUACAUAGGAAAAUAUCAUUCAGAUAGUCUGUUUUAUGACUAUCAUGUUAAGGGCAAAAUAUACUGGAAUAAUUGCAUUCUUACUAAUGCACUUGCAACCAGGUUAAAGUAGAAUUAGUUAAGAUAGUUUGUUAAAAAUUAUAUAGUAGAAAUUACUGUAAAUGAAUUGUAAUAUACAAUAAUUUGUAUUUGUAAAGAGAUGUUCUAUAUUUUGUAAUUAUUGUACCGUAAUUGAACUGCAGCAAUAUUUAUGAAACCUAAUUAUUGUAAUUCUCCGCAGAAUUCUAGAUAUAAGUAUUUUUACUUGGAAUAUAUAGAGCUAUAGGAUAAAUAUUUAACUAGAGCCACCACUCAAUGUAAAUCUCUUUUUGGGUAAAGUGUCAGGUUUAGAGAAACUUGACAAUAUUCAGAUUUUAUAAAAUAUUUUGAGUCAAUAAGAAUCUCUCUUUACAUAAGGGAUGCACAGAUGUCUAUUUUCAGUCUUAUAUUCAGAAAGUUAAAAGAAUGGAAAUUAUCUGCUAACUUUUUUGACUGACAAUAAGCUGUGAUCUUUUUAUUAUAAAUAUCCUCAAAUUAUAGAUAAAUACUAUAUUAAUUGAAAAAAUUGACCAAGUCUUCAUUGGUCUUGAGACAUUUAUAAUUUUAUCACAACUAAAUUGACCGAGUAGCCUAAUUCUAUAUUCGGAAUAUGGGGCAGAAAAAUUUUUGCAGUUGAAUGAAAAUGUCUUAAUUCCAAUCCUGUAUACUAAUUAUUCUGCUCAUAAUAAAAAAACAAGAUAAAAGGACCCUCCACAGAACCAAUCAGAUUCCCGAUAUGUAAAAAUACUACUUUAUUGCCUCUCCUCUUUUGCUGUUCUAUGGGCAGAUUAUAUACUUUAAAGGAUUUAUUUUUAUGCAAUUGAAAGAGGGCUUAGGUUUUGUUCAUGAUGCAGUAAAACCCUGAUAUGAAUUCCUGAUACAAAUACAAUUUGGGGGGGAAAUGUCAAAAUCUUCUAUUUUAUUAACACUGAAUAAAACUGACUUGCGCUGCCAAGUUACCUUAUCAGGGUUUACCUGUACUUAACAAGAUAGGUAGCAAUUCAGGUCACAUUUUUAAAAUGUGACAUAUAAAACAUGUCAAUAAACAUUUUGUACAUAAUGAAAGUUUGCUAUGGAUACCUUACAGACCUCUUCUUGAAUCAUUCUUAUUUCAAAUGCCAGGAUAAUAACUUAAGGGUUUGUAAAUUAUUUCUUGACCUACAUCAUUUUGUAUUAAAGCAAAUGCAAAAUGUUCUUCAGAAUAAAACCGUGUAAUAAUUUUA
Malaclemys terrapin pileata is the source of this 8481-nucleotide messenger RNA. RefSeq names its product calcium voltage-gated channel subunit alpha1 D (gene CACNA1D). The coding region runs from base 1 to 6549 and encodes 2182 amino acids. The transcript is spliced from 47 exons. The record is from RefSeq and is a predicted model, not a curated record. Gene Ontology annotation, cellular component: voltage-gated calcium channel complex; membrane. Gene Ontology annotation, molecular function: high voltage-gated calcium channel activity. NCBI's taxonomy places the organism in Eukaryota, Metazoa, Chordata, Testudines, Emydidae. Gene Ontology annotation, biological process: calcium ion import across plasma membrane.